AUGAAAGAACGACCGCUGUUCCACCUGCGUCUCGGCGACAGCUCGACCCCACUCGCCAGAAGAAAGUCUCUGCUUGAUACCAGCAGCUCGGGAGGACCGCCGCCGGCGGGACGCGGUGCAACAACAGCACGUUCGGCGGCGGAGAAAGAAGACGAGCGUCCACCUCAUCUCGUUUCCACCUGUCUUCACUCAAGCGUGUCGAGUGCUGUUGCAGUAGGGUUCGAGAGGGGAGUUGUCCACGUGUACUACAGGCAGCACGAGGACAGGGUCAGGCGGAGCAGCGAGGAGGAGAGGUGGAAGCGCACGGUCAUCUACCCCACCCGGGCCCUAGGGAGCGGGGUCGCAAGUCCGAUCGAAUCACCGGCAGCUGCGGCAGUGCCACCGGACAUCACCUGCGUUGCCAUUGCUCCUGGCGGAGGCAAACUGGCCGUCGGAACUUCGGAUGGCUUCGUGUUCGUCACGCAGGCUCCUCCGCCACCCACCGGCGGUAGCCCCGGCACGGGAUGGGCUAGAGGGUCAGGGUUCCACCACAAGUCCCACAGGGGCAAGCGCAUCAACUGCCUCCUCUGGGCCAACAGCGGGGACCAGCUGUACUCCGUAUGCGAGGGCGGGACUGUAGUGCUGGCGAGGAACCUGCGGCCGCGACGCGGGGCCCCCGCUGCGGGCCCCGCUGGGAUAACCGGGGUGAUGCAGUUCCUUGGCGUCCAUCAGCCCGACGACUCCACCAAGGCCGACACCCCGGCAUCACCCCAAGCCAUCGUCGUCGGCCACACGGGGUCCCCGGGGGUGAGCCUGGAUCUCGGUCGGACUAGGGCCUCUUUGCCCGGCGCGACGAAAGGGUUCUUGGCGUGCGAUGUGCUCCUGGUCAUGACCAGGAAACAGGCGGUGCUGUUCUACUUCGCGGUCGGUGAAGAUGUCAGCAUCGUCGCACCGCACAAGACCUCCGUGGACCUCAACGUCGUCGACCACACAACCGCCGACACCGGACAACCAAGCGGCGGCAACAGCAGCCGCACCCCACCGCCACCCCCGCCCCCCUCCCGGACGGACUUCGGCGGCUGUCUCUGGGGCCCCGCGCAGAUGCCAGGCGUCGGUGGCAGCAGCAGCAGCAGCAGCACCUCAUCCUCGGCUGUGGCUGGCGGAGCUCGGGGACGGAGCAGCGCCGGGAUGAGAACACCUGAGAGACGAGAAAGCUGCGAAGCGUUGCCGGCGGCGGCGGCGGUGGCGGCAGCACCACGGGCGGUGCUGUUCGCGUACGUGGCCCAGCCGGGGGGAAGGCUGUGGCGUGUCGGCCUGUCGGACGGGGAGGUGGAGUCGACGCACCGUCCUCUGGGCGUCGAUGAGGGUGGGGAUGGCUUGCCGGUGGAGAGUGGCGUGGAGCUGGGGGAGAUGUGGGCGGUGGACGUUGGAGAUGCACGGGCGCUUCUUUGCUGGAGGAGCGGGUUUACGUCGAAAAAGGGAGGCGAGUUCGCCCUGCUCGACCCCAACACCCACAGCUUCGUGGCCGCCUGCCCGGGGAUGUCGGGCACCGUAGACGUGUCGGGCUUCGUGCUGUCACCCUUGCCCCAGUCGGCAGGCGGCGGCUCUCUGCAGUCGAUCAGGCAGCGCUUGGAGGUGCUGGGAGGGGGAGUGCGCGUGCUGCACGGCGGAGACCUGGCCAAGGUUACGAUGCUGUACCACAACGCGGAGGGAGAGGCGUGGAGCACGUCGAGCAGCGAGGCGAUCGAGGGCUGGGGUGCCGCGCUCUCGGCCGAAGCAGCCGCUAGGACGGUCCAGCGCGCCUGGAGAGCGACGAGGAAAGGCGGCGGCGGCGGCGGCGGCGGCAUGGCAGCGGACACCACAGCAGUGGAGGGUGGGGAUACCCCCCCCACCGCGACGCGGGACCCUCCCCUCCAGUUGCUCAUGCCGGGCGAUUUUCCGCUCCGUGGCAGGGGGGCGGCGGUGUCGGCGGCGGCACCGCCCUCCUCGCUGCCGUCCGUGCGAGAUGUGGCUGCCGGCUAUCCUGACUCCAGCGCAGCGGCGGGUCUUCAGUUGCGAGAUCAGGCGGAGACGGCGCCCGCCGCCGCCGCUGCGCGAGGCCACCGAAAUCGCGAAGACCGGGAUGAUAGCGGCGGAUGGGUUCCGGAAUCACUCCCUAGUGGAAACGGUGACCUUGGCAGUGGCAGCAGCCGCAGAAGGCGCGGGGCGAGGUCCGGGUCGAAGAACUUUUCUGUCCGCGACAGCAUUGAGGCCCUCGACGCCGCCGACCGAGCCCUGCAGCUCAGCUCUCACGCGAGGCAAGCCAGCUCCCCGACGUCUGGGGACAGAGGAGAGGACACCUACUGGCCGACGGACGAAUCCUCGUCUCGCUCUCGCAGGACGGACGGCGGGGGGGUGGGGGGGGGUAGCAGCGGGACCCCCUCCGGGAGCGAGAGCGACGGCGGCGCCAACGCCAUGUGCCGCGGCUCCGUCGCUCUCCUCCGGGCGGCCUGGCCCGUGCUGCCUUGUCCCUUGUCCCUCGUGCGGUUCUCGCUGCCGCCCGGCUCGCCGCCUGUCCGCGGCGCCCCGGCGUGCUUCCCC
Ectocarpus siliculosus is the source of this 2559-nucleotide messenger RNA. NCBI's taxonomy places the organism in Eukaryota, Phaeophyceae, Ectocarpales, Ectocarpaceae. The record is from the annotation of a GenBank genome assembly.